UUAACUUCAAUCCUGUCACGGUAAAAUGUUGUCUUCUUCUUAGUUUGUUGUCUGAUUCAGACAGGAGAUCCGACAUGUGCUUACCGACAUUUCUUGUAGUGUGGAUUUGAGAUCAGGUUCAUUUACUUUGUAAGGAGGUGUUUUUGAGUUUUGGUUGUGGACAUCAUGGGAAAGCCUGCAAGGUGGUUAAAAAGUGUAUUACUUGGAAAGAAAUCAUCUAAGUCUAGUGGUUCUAAAGACAAGGAGAGAGUUGUGAAUGGAAAAGAGAUAGUGGUUGUUUCAAAGAUUGAAGAAUCCGAUGUGGUUUCGGAUCUUCCAUCCUUUGGAAAUGCAACAGUUUCCACCAGUGCUGUGGUAGAGACGCAUAAUACAGAACAUGAAGUGGUUUCAGACGACGAGAUACAACUUCCUGAGGUCCAAGUCCAACCAACAGACUCUCCAAAUGCUGCCUCUGUUGUUGUACCUGAUGAGUCUCUAUCAGAUUCAGACAAAAUUCAGCAAGAGAUUGCAGCAACUACUCUGCAGGCUGCCUUUAGAGGCUACUUGGCUCGACGUGCUUUCUGGGCAUUAAAAGGUAUAAUAAGGCUACAAGCACUUAUCCGUGGCCACAUGGUUAGGAGGCAAGCUGUUGCGACUCUAUGCUGUGUUAUGGGAAUUGUCAGAUUGCAAGCACUUGCUCGAGGAAAAGAGAUCAGACGUUCUGACAUUGGUGUUGAAGUUCAUAGGAGAUGCUUGGAGAAUAAACUCCCUGAAGACUCUGUUGUUGAAACACAUACUUACCUGGGAAUCAAGAAGCUAACUGCAAAUGCUUUUGCUCAGAAGCUUCUAGCUUCAUCUCCAAACGUGAUGCCUGUGCACUUAGACAAUGGUUCUUCCAAUUUAAUCUGGUUAGAGAACUGGUCAGCUUCUUGCUUCUGGAAACCAAUUCCUCAACCGAAGAAAACAUCAGUCAGGAAAAUUCAGAAGAAGUUUGCCAGUAAUACUCAGAUAGUGGAAGGAGACUUUGCUAAACCGAAGAAGAGUGUUCGCAAAGUCCCUGCUCCCAAUCUCGACAAUCCCUCUGCUGCACAGACACCAUUUGAGUUUGAAAAGCCAAAACGCAGCAGCUUCCGCAAAUAUUCAACAAGCCAAUCUAUAGAACUACCACCAGCAGCAGAGCCUCCUCAAGUUGAUCUAGAGAAAGUGAAACGUGGCUUGAGGAAAGUACAUAAUCCUGUAGUUGAGAACUCUAUCCAACCUCAACCAUCUCCAGAGAAGGAGAUUGAGAAGCCAACUCUGGCUUUAAAAGAACCUGUAAAUGCUGCCUGUGAUGAAGAGGAAAAGGAUGAAAUGGCUGAGACUGUGGUGGACAUAGUACACAGUCAUGGACCAUUGGAAAACAAUGAAGCACCUGAUUCUCCAUUAGUCAACCAAAUUGAAGAGAGCCAAGAAAAUGUAAUAGUUGAGGAAAAGGAGGAUGUGAAAGAAGAGAGAACUCCCAAACAAAAGAACUCAGCUGGAAAGGAGAAUAAAAAAUCAGGGAAGAAGGAUUCUCCGGUUACUACUACUCAAACUGUUGAGUGUCAAGAGAGUAGUAACGGGAACCAGAACAGUACAAUACCAAGCUAUAUGCAAGCGACUAAAUCCGCAAAAGCAAAGCUGAGGCUACAAGGGUCUUCUUCACCUAAGCAACAAGGUGCUGAGAAAGCCACUAGACGUUACUCACUACCAUCUUCAGGUAAUAAUGCAAGAGUCACUUCUGAUUCUCCUAAAACAACUAGAGUCUCAAACUCUGGUGGCAAAACCGGGAAGAAGACUGAGAAACAUUCGUCCCGAGAAGGCAAUGGGAAGACAGCUCCUGUAGAGUGGAAGAGAUGA
Molecule: messenger RNA, 1857 nt
Organism: Eruca vesicaria subsp. sativa (arugula)
Lineage: Eukaryota; Viridiplantae; Streptophyta; Magnoliopsida; Brassicales; Brassicaceae
Source: the annotation of a GenBank genome assembly